GUCAGUUUACCAUGGCGACGGGAACGCUCCGGCUGGCCAUCGUCACACACAAAGUGCCUCUUGCUUUAUUUCUUCUGAUAUGCGUGGAUGUUCUUGACGGCCAGCAGUACAUCAUCCCCCUGAAAACCCCCCUCGACUGUCAGGCGGACGAGUUCUUCGAUAUCUCCAGCUUGUCGUGCGCGCGCUGCGGCGCGAACCAGCGAAGGAGCACAACAGGGCUGAGCUGCGUUUGUCAAAACGGGUAUCAAACCCUCACCACUGAUAAAGUGUCCAUUGAUUGCCAGCAGUGUCCCACUGACAAGCCUGGAGUAACAAAAGACGGGUUUGGCUGCAUUCGCUGUCCAGGGAGUCUCAGCGAUGAUGGAAAGUGCCAGUGUCCUGAUGGGAAUGUGCUUGUGGAAAGGGAUAUCAAUGGAACGUUUUUGGAUGAGGCCAGGUGUGAAGCAUGCAUUGGAGCCAGCCCUGCUUUCUCUGUACCAAGCAGCAGUGGAAACAGGUGUGAGAGGUGUCAGGCUUCCUUCAUUGAUACUUCCUGCAUGUGCAACUCUCCUCACAUCUUGGCAGGGGGUUUAUGCAUCCCUCCAGGCAGCCUCCCCACUAAUGUAAAUCCCAGUGUCAACUUUGCUCAGUUGAAGUUCAGUGUCCUGUCUGCCUGGUUUGUGGAAAACCUCUACUCUUCCUCAGCCGCCUGUCUUACGUUCUCCAACCUGACAGCGUGUCAGGCUCUUGGGAAUAUGUGUGUGAUGAACAUGCACUCCUUCAGCAGUGUGUCCACCGACGCUUGUGGACUUUUCAACACAAUUUUCAGAUCGAGGGCUGCUCUGAGCUCAACCCAAGACAUUUCAUACUGGAGAGCGACUCUGCCGUGGCUUUAUUACGGAGACGAACCAGGACUCGCCAGUCGAGUGCUUCAGACUGAGCCCGUUCCCAUCAGGUUCAGUUUCCGAGGAGAAAAGAAGAACACCGACAUUACUCUGCUGGCUGCUGUCUAUAAUGUCAGAGGAGAGUUCCUCAGAUGGGAACCGGUAGGAGAAAGUAAUCUGCAGCUUUGCCCAAAACCAGCCACCAAACAGGCAGCAGCCUUCAGCUUUGGAACUGCUUACCAAGAAAGUUGUGAUCUUUCAGUAGAAGAGCUGUUUGAUUCCCACCCCGAGCCUCUGUUCUAUGAUGUGUUUUUGGACCUUGGUGGAGAGGAAACCAGACAACUGCUUCCCCUCCCCACACUCGUGAGAAACCAGCAAUACAGUGGACGGCUCAUCAACCAAGAGAGCAUCCGAAACUGGUACCUGUCUCGGCGAAUGUUUCUCAUCGACAUGCUGAGUGGAAGAGAGAAAAGCAUAAGUUCUCAGCCUAAAGUCAUUCGUGUAGCCAGCAGGAUCACAAUAAAGUUCCAGCUGGUUCCACGAACACAGGAAGGACAAGUGUUUCCCCCUCUGAUGAUUGUGACCUACACAGAUGUUCCCAUCACAGACCUCAAAACCCAGACGGUGUCGGUAACCUUCGCAGUGGAGUAUGAGAUGGAUCAGAAAGAAGCACAAAUAAAGACAGACACAGCUCUGGGAGUGAUGGGCGGGGUGGCUGUGCUCUACGCCCUGCUGAAGACCGUCAGCUGGAAGAGGAGGAUCGCCUCUCCACUCAUCGAUGCAACCACCCUGUUCAAGUUUCUCUUGUUUUACGCUGGAGAUCUGGCCAACGUUUUCUUCGCCGUCACCGUUGGAACUGGACUUUACUGGCUCAUCUUUUACAAGGCCCAAAAGUUUGUGUCGGUGCUGCUGCCGCUGCCUGCUCAGGAGGAGCGGUUCGUGACAUACAUUGGCUGCGCGUUCGCUCUCAAGGCGAUCCAGUUCCUCCAUAAAUUCUUCCUCCAGGUGUCAGUUGACAUAUUUCUGAUCGACUGGGAGAGGCCUCGAAGUAAAUCCAGCAGAACCGUACACGCUGCCGGUGAGUCGAAACGGGAAACUUCUCCGGUCAGCAUCUGGAGAACCUACUUUGUAGCCAAUGAAUGGAACGAGAUUCAAACCAUCCGGAAGAUCAGCCCUUCAUUUCAGAUCAUGGCGGUGCUCUUCUUUCUCGAAGUACUGGGUUUCUCGAACCUGGCCCUGAGGGACCCCCUGGGGACUUUACAGCGCUCCUCACAGGCGUACACCCCUUCAUACAGCCUGAUACUGCGGCACGGCGUGGCAGCCUCGCUGUGGCUCUGCAUUGGGGCUCUGCAGGUAAUUUUCUUCACUGUGUUUCAUGAGCACUUUGUGGAGGACAAAAUCCGCCAGUUUGUAGAUCUCUGCUCCAUCAGCAAUAUUUCUGUGCUGCUUUUAUCCCACCGCUGUUACGGUUACUACAUCCACGGCCGCUCAGUGCACGGACACGCAGAUACAAACAUGGAGGAAAUGAACAACAAUCUGAAGAGAGAAGCUGAGUCACUUUGCGGUCAAAGGGGGUUACUUCCAAACACAGAAAUCCAGACGUUUCAGGUGUCUCUCACCAACCGUCUCAGGUCGCAGUAUGACAGCAUCCGGGAUUCGAUCGUCAGGAGGAACAGGCCAUCGCGGCUGAUUGAUGCAUCCGCAGCCAAUUUGUCUGAGCCACACUUCAGAGCGUACCACACCAUGAACCACUUCCUGGGAUCCAUCAUAGACCACGCCCACCCUGACAUGGACUACAUAGUGAAGGACAAACUGAUGUUUGAGAGACUGAUCGGGAUGGAGUUCCUUGAACCCAGUGACAAAAGCAUAUUUUACAAUGACGAGGCCCACUCCUUCAGCGAUGUGUUGUUCUAUGGAAACGAGGCUACGCUGUUGAUCUUUGACACUUUGUUCUUCUGCGUCGUUGACCUUGGAUCUCAGAGCUUUGUACUCGCAGCUGUGCUCACUUACCUACAGCAGACGGUAUUUCGCAUUCUCCGUAACAGCCUUGGAAGAAAGAACCUUGUUAGCAAGACUCUGGUCGAUGAGAGAUUUCUAAUAUAAAAUCCACUGUUAAGUAUUUGAUAGUUUCACUGUUUUUAGUGCAAUUUUUAUCAAAGACAGUUUACUGUUCACAACUUGUGCAUUCUUUUUUAUAAAAUAUUGACACAUAUGCUGCAUUUUUACUGCUGUUUUAUGAUGUACAUAUAUUUUUUGAAGUACUUGAAUGUUUCUAUUGAUUAAAUUGUUUUUUUUA
Salarias fasciatus (jewelled blenny) is the source of this 3159-nucleotide messenger RNA. RefSeq names its product transmembrane protein 67 (gene tmem67). Lineage: Eukaryota; Metazoa; Chordata; Actinopteri; Blenniiformes; Blenniidae. Gene Ontology annotation, biological process: cilium assembly. The transcript is spliced from 28 exons. Gene Ontology annotation, cellular component: MKS complex; ciliary transition zone. Bases 12 to 2966 code for a protein of 984 amino acids. The record is from RefSeq and is a predicted model, not a curated record.